Molecule: messenger RNA, 1457 nt
Organism: Corythoichthys intestinalis (scribbled pipefish)
Lineage: Eukaryota; Metazoa; Chordata; Actinopteri; Syngnathiformes; Syngnathidae
Gene: trappc5
Product: trafficking protein particle complex subunit 5
Exons: 3
Coding region: 157-723 (188 amino acids)
Biological process (GO): endoplasmic reticulum to Golgi vesicle-mediated transport
Cellular component (GO): TRAPPIII protein complex; TRAPPI protein complex; TRAPPII protein complex
Source: RefSeq, a predicted model, not a curated record
UUCAAUGAUGGAGCUUCAAGCUGGAUCUGUAGGUGGCGGUAUAGAGUUUACCGACGUCUGAGUGAGGAAAUGUUAUAAGACACGAGUGACAAAGAAGACAGCUAGCACGGCCAGCAACAAUACGAUACUCACCUUGCUUGGCUUUCAUCCUAGAAAAUGGACACCCGGUUCACUCGAGGGAAAUCCACCAUAUUGGAGCGCCCCUUGACGAGACCCAAGACUGAAGUCAGCUUGAGUGCGUUUGCAUUGCUGUUCUCAGAGAUGGUCCAGUACUGUCAGAGCCGGGUGUACUCUGUUUCGGAGCUGCAGACGCGCCUGGCUGACAUGGGCCAGAGUGUGGGUGCCGGCUUGCUGGAUGUGCUCGUGCUUAGGGAGAAGAAUGGCAAGAGGGAAACAAAAGUGCUUAACAUGUUGCUCUUUAUUAAGGUAAAUGUAUGGAAGUCUUUAUUUGGGAAGGAGGCCGACAAACUGGAGCAGGCCAAUGACGACGACAAGACUUACUACAUCAUAGAAAAGGAGCCCCUCAUCAAUGCUUACAUCUCUGUGCCCAAAGAGAAUAGCAGCUUAAACUGCGCUGCCUUUACUGCAGGCAUCGUGGAGGCUAUCCUCACACACAGCGGUUUCCCUGCUAAGGUUACAGCCCAUUGGCACAAAGGCACCACACUCAUGAUCAAGUUUAAUGAGUCUGUCAUUGCCCGGGACAAGGCUUUAGAUGGCAGAUAAGGACAGCAGGAAAAAUCCAGGAAUUUUUGGUGUUGUUCAUUGAAGGACAAAUAUAAAGAACUAUUUAACUCUACACAACCUUGGAGUUACUCUUCCAUUUCGGAGUCAUUUAAAGAUUAAGUUCUUAUUUACUUUCAUAUAAUAUACUGUAGUGUCUACUCUUGCACACUGGCCAUCUAUGUUGCCCCUCCCCCCCUCCCAGUUCGCUCUCCAGUGAGCAAAGUACCAACGCAUGCAGGACUAGACUUCAUAUUUUGAACCUAGAGUAGGGUUUCUAACCUGUUGCCAGGAGCCAGAUUGGCCCCGUCACAUCAUUUUGUGCAAAUUACAUCGACAUCAUGUCUUCUUGUUUUUUUUUUUUUUUGCUAAAAUAAACUUUAUGGGAAAUUUCUGCAGUUCAGAAAUCUGAGAAUGAUUACAUAAUCCCCUAACCCCUUAAUUUACCAAAAUAAAUUAUAAUUGUUAAAUAAUAGAUUAUUUGCUUGUUCUGUGUUUUUUAAUUCAAUCAAAAAAUGAAAAAUAUAAAAUGUUUAGUGAGUUACCUACCCCCUUUUGUUUAAUAAAUACAAAAUAUAAAUGUUUUUUAAUUGAAAAAACCUUUUUAAUUUUUUUUUUUUUAAAUAGAUAUUAAAGAAACCAUAACUACAAUGUGGCUCACAACAAAGAUGAGUUUGACACCCCUGACCUACAGUUUAGUAAUGUAUGUAUGUAAUGUAAAUUUAUAAAAAAUAAAA